UUGCUGAAGGAAAAAAGAAAAAGGAAUUAAAAAAAAAAAAAAAGGAAAAGCAGCAAUGGCAACAACCUUAGCAAGCUCCCUUCUCAAGACCCAUCACCACCACCACAACUCCAUACCUCUCUCUCUCCUCCUCCUUCCAUCUCACUGUCCACUGUCAAGAUCGAACCGUUCAUCACCAUCCAUUUCUCUUCAUCCCCACUUCUCCAGCAGGCUCUUAAAACUCUCAACAUCUUCUCCAUUCUCAACCAAAUCCUCUCCAACCAUCGCCUCUUCUCAACCCUCCGAUGCAACCCCCAAAGAAGAAGUUCCUGCACGUGUUGGGUUUCUAGGUCUAGGAAUUAUGGGUUCCCCUAUGGCUCAAAAUCUCAUAAAGGCUGGAUGCGACGUGACUGUUUGGAAUAGGACCAAGAGCAAGUGUGAUCAUCUAAUUGGCUUGGGGGCAAAAUAUAAAGCUUCCCCAGCAGAAGUUGCUUCUUCUUGUGAUGUGACAUUUGCCAUGCUUGCUGAUCCUGAAAGUGCAGUGGAUGUUGCAUGUGGGAGGAUUGGAGCUGCUAGUGGAAUGAGUCUAGGAAAAGGGUAUGUAGAUAUUUCCACAGUUGAUGGCGCCACUUCUAAAUUAAUUAGUGAACAUAUUAGAGCUACAGGGGCAUUGUUUUUAGAGGCUCCUGUUUCUGGCUCCAAAAAGCCUGCAGAAGAUGGGCAGCUGAUAUUUCUAACUGCAGGCGAUAAAUCUCUAUAUGAAAGGGUCACACCAUUCUUAGAUAUAAUGGGGAAGUCAAGAUUUUACCUUGGGGACGUUGGUAAUGGUGCUUCCAUGAAGCUCGUCGUCAACAUGAUCAUGGGAAGCAUGAUGGCUUCUUUUUCUGAAGGGAUUCUUCUUAGUGAGAAAGUAGGGUUGGAUCCCAAUGUUCUUAUUGAGGUAGUUUCACAGGGUGCAAUAAGUUCACCCAUGUUCUCGACCAAAGGCCCUUCAAUGGUUCAAUCUGCAUAUCCAACUGCAUUUCUCUUAAAGCAUCAGCAAAAGGACUUAAGGCUUGCACUGGGAUUAGCCGAAACUGUCUCACAGUCAAUUCCAAUCGCUGCAGCUGCGAACGAACUAUACAAAGUAGCAAAGUCACACAAUCUCGGCGAUCAGGACUUCUCGGCAGUCAUUGAAGCAUUGAGAUCGAAACUCGUCCAAUCAGAAAACCACUAGAUUCUUUGUUCUUUUGUGGGCCUUGAUUUUCUCAUUAUAGUUUUCAACCAACUGCCGUUGGAUUUGGUUGUGUGAUGGAAAUUCUUGAUUUGCGUCUUUCAUCAAAGCAGCAUUGGCACGUUUUGUGAUA
Magnolia sinica is the source of this 1325-nucleotide messenger RNA. RefSeq names its product glyoxylate/succinic semialdehyde reductase 2, chloroplastic. The coding region runs from base 56 to 1195 and encodes 379 amino acids. The transcript has 12 exons. The record is from RefSeq and is a predicted model, not a curated record. Gene Ontology annotation, molecular function: NAD binding; NADP binding; glyoxylate reductase (NADPH) activity. Lineage: Eukaryota; Viridiplantae; Streptophyta; Magnoliopsida; Magnoliales; Magnoliaceae. Gene Ontology annotation, cellular component: chloroplast.